GUGUUUGAAAGAAAAAACAGAAAAUACAAAUCAAACAAUUAUAGUACCGGUACUCGUCGCGAGUGCAGUUCCAGAUUCAUUUUUUACCGUCCGUGACAUGUUGUUCGUGAGCCUGCGCUGCCGCCUGGAACGGAGGCCGGGAACUCUCACGCAGAGUCUUAUCACUAUUUUGGAAUAAGGACUAGCUGUUAACGCCAGGACUUGGUCUUCUCUCCUGUUCCGUUCUCAGGCUAUGUGGACACGUGGGCCAGUACAUCGACAAUAUGGAACAGUAUGGACCAACUGAAUGAUACCUUUCCUCAAGAAAUAACGCAAACUCCACCCGAGAACCCGAUGUAUGCAGGUGGUAUAGCGGUGCUUGUGGCCUUUGUUCUGUUCAUGUACUGGGGAUCCCUCCAUGAAAAAGAUGACACGGAGGACGAUAAAAAGAAGAAACCAAAGAAGCAAGUUCCAAACUGGUUACAGAAGACCGUUAUCCAUGGAAAGAGGAAAAAGAAGAGGACAAAUAAACGAAAAGGUGUUUAUAGUGUGAGUGACGCAAUGUCUAAACAUUUACUCGCCGAUACGGGUCAGGAACAGACUACAUGUGCCGAGUGCGAAAAGUGUAGGAUCCAUGAACACAACAUGCAAAUCAAAACGACAUCUUCCACUUCAGACGGGGCACAACUAUCAAGUAAAACCACGAGUAAUAAGACUGCGCGUAGUGCCAGCUGCAACCGCGUCGCGCGUCCAUUGUUAAAUAUUCGUGGUAAGGAGAACGCACCCGUAUGUCAGCCUCGAAAUGAACGUGCGAACUCGUCACCCGAAAUCACCGUUGCUACGCCCAAGCCAAAGAACACCGCGUGCACAUGUGCGCGUCCGAGACAAAAUGGCGGAAAUGCGGCGCAUCCUCCAAAAAGGCAAUGCGUGGCUCCUUCGGAUCGCGAUGACGAGGUAGUCCUGGUCAAGUGUUGUGAGAGGAAUUGUGAAAGAACAUCCGAGCUAACUACAGAGGAUAGUUUGCACAUCGAGAAGGAGACCAGGAAUAAUCUUUUAGACCUGGAUAAGCCCUGCCUGAAGAGUAAAAUGCCGUGCAGCAGCGGUGGGGUGACGGCCAACGGGAAAGUUCUGCGCCAGCUCGACGAUGCAUCCGUACGUCUUGAGAGCCACCCCAACGUCGCAAUUACCAUUUUUGCCGAAUCGGUUAUUUGAAGGGAACGACGUGAGUGUGGUCUUUUGAGUUUCAAUUUGGUCCGGUCUUGAAAAGGACGGACCUAAAAGCUGAUGAACAAGCUUUUGGCUGAUCUGUUGGAAGGUCGCUUGUUCCAUCUUGCCUUUAGCGGCGGUUUCUUGCGUUGGGUUCUCCAUGGAAUCGUGAAGGGAAAGCGCUUGCGCUACUUUCUGGAAAGUCUAACAGAGAACACACCAUCAUGAAAAGGUUGUUCAACUCUACAUCCUAGUCUUUACCAGAAGAAAAGAAAAAGUAGCCGAAAAGAAGAUUGAGAUAUUUUGUCGAAGAAGAUCACGUUUUAGACAUGUGCCUUAACAUUGAUAUUCAGUAUAAUUGUGUAAUUAUAGAUCUUCGAUACGCACAAAGUAUGGCUAUACAAGUCAUUCUCAAACUUGAUCAUUCUUGGUAUGUUUUCGGAUAAGGUAAUAUGUAUUUUAAGGUAUUGCAACCUGCUAUGGUAUAGUUGGUCAAUGUUCUACGUCAGGACAUUCAUAAACAUGUCAUUAUCCAGAAGAUGGUUUUAUUCAAACGGAAUGCUUUAUUUCUAAUGCUUGUGAGCGUGAAUGACCUAGGAAGUUACGUUGUUAUUAUCAGGUUCGUAGGGACUGUUUCUUGCGGAAUACAUUUUAUUGAUUAUAUUUCAUUCUCAACUUCCAAUGUUCGCAUUUUCUCCCAAUGAUCAUUGUGAUCAGAGUUUGAUUAGAAGAAUAUUGACUCAUUCCUCUUAUAAACGUAUUUUGGAAACUAUCUAUUUCUUUUAUAAGAUUGGGAUAUAUGUGAUAUCAAUUUGUUCUAGGAAAGGGGGAGGGAAUGUAAAAUACAAGUCAUGAUCACUUUAUUUCAUUGUCUAGACAUUUUCAAACUUGAUGGUUCGAUGCUUGUAAGAUUUAGGCUGAGGCAAAACACUUAGAGGUUUGUAAAGUGCUAUAUCAGGUCGUUCAUGAACAUUUUGCUAUGGAGGGUCUGAACUUCUUUAGUGAGGGAUGCUUGUUUUAAAGCCCCACCGCACUAGUUUGGCCAGGAGGGAUUAGACCUCCCUGCAUGGUCACUGACAGGUGGUUAUCUCAUCAAAUAAGCUCUCAAUAAACAUGAAAAAAGAGGAUCAUGGGGGACUAAUGGUCACUAAUUAGGCAUUGUUUGCUAUAUAGAUGGCACAAGUAGCGAUAAGUAGUCAGUGGGGCUUUAAGGGCUGUCAAAAUGGAUGCCCUAAUUAUAGGGAAGUUAACUUGUCUUGGUCGUAUUUUGUGAGGGGCUGUUUCUCUUGUGGAAGAAGGAGAUGGGUCAGCAGGUUGAAAUAGCUUCCAUUCUUGAAAUGUUAGUAUUGUGUCCCAGAAUUUGAUAAAAUAAUGCCACUCGGCUUAAUGUUUGUAAUUUGGCAAUGGUUUUUUUCUCUUUUAUGUAAUUAUAAAAGGAAAAAGGUGAUUAUCAAUUGAUACGAAUUAUAAAAAAAAUUACCUUAGAAUCCAACUCGUUUCUUUUGUAUUCUGAUCAACAUUAUUCUUCUUCUAAUUAUUCUUAUUCUUCUAAAUGAUGUUAUUCAUCAAUAACACAAUAUUUAGAAAAUAAUAACGGUUGGAAUACUCCUGAGCUUGUUGGCAUGAAUUACCCUGAUUAGAUUAAAGGAAAAUAGCAAAAUUGUGAGAUUUUAUUCAGAAUUUUUGAAGGAAACUACGAUACGUUCGUAUAUAACUUCCUCAAAUAUGUAAUAGACGGAUGCAACUAUAAAGCACUUCUCAAAAUUGCACAAUUCCACGUUUCAUACAUUCUAGAUAUCAAACCACAUCUCAAACCUGCUUAAUUCUGCGUCUCGUCUGAAUAUCAAAUUAAAGAAUUAAGUGAAAUAAAUGCGCCAGACCGCAAUCAAUCUUCAGCAUCUAGAGCUUUUAAAGAUAUGAAAUGAAUAUUGAUUGUGAAUGUCAGACAAGGAAAUAUCUCUGCGUCUGUAAAUGACAGCAAUGCAUGUAGUUGGAUAAAUAACCUUCCAUACUGCUCAUGAAAAAUGUUAUGGGAAAUAAUGAAAAUCCUGCUUUCGCCAAUCAAUACCUUUAUUUUGUUUAAAGAAAUAUAUAUUGAAUCCUUUCCAUCUGUUCUUAAUACUUUGUAUAUAUUUUGAAAAGUGUGUAUGAUUUCCGUUUUAUUAUGUUUUCAUAAUACGUUUUUCGGCUAGAGCUCUGGUACUGAAAGUUCGCUUUAACAUUAAAGGGAUCCGGUAACUUUGUCUUAGAUCCUUUAUAAAUAAUCCUUGAUUUAGCUCAUGCUGCAAUGAUAAUUAUAAACCUUUAGGUCAGUCAGGAACUCCAUGACUUUCACAAGCCGAUCGCAUGUCUGAAUAUCAAGAUAUUAAUGAUUGGAAUUACAAAUUUUGAAAACCGUUCGCCGAACGGUUUUCAUAACACUACAGUCUAUUGGGGAAAACGAGUAUGGUA
Strongylocentrotus purpuratus (purple sea urchin) is the source of this 3636-nucleotide messenger RNA. RefSeq lists its product as uncharacterized. The transcript is spliced from 4 exons. The record is from RefSeq and is a predicted model, not a curated record. NCBI's taxonomy places the organism in Eukaryota, Metazoa, Echinodermata, Echinoidea, Camarodonta, Strongylocentrotidae. The coding region runs from base 274 to 1191 and encodes 305 amino acids.